UUCACUCUCAGCUAAAAAUUAUCUCAAAAAAAAAACAAUGGCUGGCUCUUCAUCCCUCGAAGUUUGUAUCUAUUGCUCUGAAGGAUUUCCUCCAGCUCUCUCUUCCUCUGCUCGACUGAUAGGGCCAGAGGAAAGAGUGAUAUCAACGUCUCCCGAGGGCUCUACCUCUUUAAAUGACGCCAUUUUAAAACACCAUCAAGACAAAGAGAUCGUUCUAAAGACCUCAUCUCCUCUCUCUUUCUCCACCAGUCAUGUGAUCCUACUCUCAGUCGAAGGCAUGACAUGUCAAUCUUGUGUUAAACUCAUUCAGAAUACACUCCCGGGACAACCAGGUGUGUCUGGAGCUAUUGUCUGUCUUCAUCAUAAAGAAGCUUUUGUCGAAUUCGAUUCCUCUCAAACCACACCUAGUGAUAUUGCCAAAGCUGUAUACGACAUGGGGUUUGAUGCUGAAGUGAAAUGGUCACACCCACAACGUCCCCCUUCUCCUCUUUCUCCUAUUCCCCCUCAGUCUCCUCCCUCUUCUCCCCCGGCCAUUUUAGAACCAAACGUACUAGAGCCAAAUGUAGUCAUUGACGAUGGACGUGUUUCAUUCUCUCCCUCGGACGAAGAACCCAUCAAACUCGUUUACAUACGGAUUAAAGGGAUGUCUUGUAAUUCCUGUGUUUCUAAUAUCACAGCUGCUCUCACCUCUCACAUAGGCGUGGUCAGUGCCCACGUCUCACUCUCCGAUGAAGAAGCCACGGUCCAGUACAACGGUAAACUGGUGGCCGUUGACGACCUCAGGGAAGUGAUAGAGGGACUCAACUCGAAAUUUAAAGUGACAGACAUGCCCGAGGGAAGAGUGGGUGGGGCUAGUUACUAUGACAGCAAAGUACCUCAAAGAAAGAAAGCGAAAAGAAAAGAGAACGAGAUUGUCAUAUUAAGCGACAGCAGCCUCCCUCCUUACAGAGACCACGCCUCUGGACACGCCCUAAAGAGAGCCUCUAGUCCGGAGUCUAAGAAAGCCCAGUACAAGAUCACUGGAAUGACAUGUUCUUCAUGUGUCAGCAAAAUUGAGCGGAACUUGGCAAGCAAACCUGGUGUAUACUCAGCUACUGUUGCUCUGUUGGCUGAAAAGGCAGAUGUCUCGUAUGAUCCGAAUGUGACUGAUCCCGAUAAGAUAUCAUCAGCUAUACUUGGUCUGGGAUACAACGCACAGUUACUCUCUCAGGGAGAGGGGCUUGAAUCUGGUACUGUUGAUCUUGAGGUGACUGGUAUGACUUGUUCUUCUUGUGUUCAUCUCAUCGAGAGGACACUUCAUGCGACCGACGGGAUUGAGAAGGCAAGGGUUGCCUUGACAACAAACCGCGCCCACGUCGAGUUUGAUCCGGCUUUUAUAGGACCCCGUGACAUCAUCGAUAUAAUAAAGAAACUUGGUUUUAGGGCACAGCUAGCAUCAAAGGAUGGUACUGGGGUUAACCACUCAUCAGAAAUUAGAAGGUGGAAGUGUACUUUCCUUCUUUCUCUUAUUCUCGGUAUACCAACCGUCAUUGUUGCUUUUGCUAACGUUUUCGAUAAAGACUUGGUUAACUGGCCUAAGAUAUACGGUGGAGUUACUCUUCAAGAGGUUAUCCUAUUCACACUAGCAACCAUAAUUCAAAUUUUUGGUGGCUAUCAGUUUUAUGUGUCUUCCUACAAAUCACUGAAGCAUCGUUCAGCUAACAUGGACGUACUAAUAGCACUGGCUACCACCAUAGCCUUCGUUUACUCUGUUAUUAUUGUUUUUGUCUCUGCUUUUGUGACUGGAAAGCACAUGAAGACCUUUUUUGAAACUCCACCCAUGCUAUUGAUGUUUGUAUCCUUGGGACGCUGGCUUGAAUACAUUGCGAAGGGUAAGACGUCCGAAGCGCUCGCAAAAUUAAUGUCAUUGCAAGCAACUGAGGCUAGAUUAGUGACCACACCCACUUACCCGCCCACCGAUGAAGUCGAGGAGAUGAUACCGGUAGAGCUAGUGCAGAGAGGAGAUAAAAUUAGAGUGAGACCAGGAGAAAAGGUCCCAGUAGAUGCCAUUGUUCUUGAAGGCCAAUCAAAAACUGAUGAGUCUCUAAUUACUGGUGAAUCAAUGCCCGUAUCAAAAAAGCCUGGUGAUUCAGUGAUUGGCGGUUCGGUGAAUCAAAAUGGUGUCCUUUUGAUUAAAGCCACUCACAUUGGGUCUGACGCCAUGCUGUCUCAAAUUGUCAGACUUGUCGAAGAAGCCCAGACUUCAAAAGCUCCUAUACAGCGUAUAGCUGACAGGAUUGCUGGUUACUUUGUGCCUCUCAUUCUAAUCCUAUCUUUCAUUACUUUUGUCUGCUGGUUGAUUGCUUAUCAAGUGAGAGACCACUCUGGAGCCCAUGAUCAUUGUGAUUCCAAUGACACGGAGUCUGACCAUGACUCCUCCAACUGCUACGAUAUUAGCCACGCCUUCACACACGCCCUCGCUGUUCUCCUAAUAGCCUGUCCGUGUGCUCUUGGCCUAGCCACACCCACUGCCGUUAUGGUUGGUACUGGAAUCGGAGCUAGUAAUGGGAUUCUUAUAAAGGGUGGGGAACCACUAGAAACAACACACAAAGUUAAAGCUGUUAUUUUUGAUAAAACCGGUACCCUAACUCACGGGAAACCAGCUGUAUCUCAUAUUGUGCUAUACACCACACCCACUGUCUGCUCGUUCAGUCGGUUUUUAUCAAUAGUGGGUGUGGCUGAGAGCAACAGUGAACAUCCACUGGGAGAAGCAAUCACUGCAUACGCUAAAGAAAUUCUUGGUGAUUCUUUUGGUGGUUCUUGUGUCGAUUACCAAGCUGUCCCAGGGAAGGGUCUUUCUUGUACUGUCUCCUCACUGGCAGGUGAAGGAGGCAAAGGAGGAGAGAAUAAAGAUGAGAACAUCAUUAAAGGACUAAAGAGGAAAGAUAUUGUAAAUGCUUCUAAAUCCAUUGGUACCAAUGAAGAAUACAAAGUAUUUAUUGGUAACAGAUCUUGGAUGAGAGACAAUCACAUUGACAUAUCCAGCCCCCAAGUCGAAGAAGAGAUCGUUAGCUACGAAGAGAAUGGACAGACUGUAGUGCUAGUCGCUGUUAAUGGCCUCUUGCUUGGUCAAGUGUGUAUCUCUGAUAGUGUAAAGCCAGAAGCAUCAGUGGCUGUGUAUACACUGCAAAGGAUGGGACUAAGAGUCUUACUGUUAACUGGUGAUAAUAGGAGGACUGCACAAGCUAUUGCUGAUGAAGUUGGUAUUAGGAACAGUGAGAUAUUUGCUGAAGUACUUCCUUCUCAUAAGAAGAACAAAGUAUCGGAAUUACAAGCAGCUGGAUAUAGGGUUGCUAUGGUUGGUGAUGGUAUAAAUGACUCUCCAGCAUUAGCUCAAGCAGACGUUGGUAUUGCUAUUGGUACUGGAACUGACGUAGCUGUUGAAGCAGCUGAUAUUGUACUAGUUAAAAACAAUCUAAUUGAUGUCAUUGCAGCCAUUAAGCUCUCAAAAAGGACUGUGCAUCGCAUUAAGUUAAACUUCUUCUGGGCGGUCAUAUACAAUGUGAUAGGGCUCCCUUUAGCAGCUGGGAUGUUUGUCCCAAUAGGGAUUGUAUUGGAGCCUUGGAUGGCAAGUCUGGCAAUGUCAUUUUCCUCUGUUACUGUUGUUGCUAGUUCACUACUGCUUAAAGUUGAUCUGUUCAAUAGAAGGCACUGCUGUAAGCCUUACCGUAAAGUUACACUGGAGGACUGUGAACGUGCCAUACCAAGACUCCAGCCCAAUGCCUCCCAACAUUCUUAUGUUUCUUUAACCCCUUCUCUAGUUCCUUCUCUCUCUUCUUUUAAUAGUAGCGUUAGCCCAAUCCCAAUGGCUGUUCGUUGGUCUAAACAUAAUGAAGAAGAUCACGACGAGAUUGUUUAUUAUGAAACUCCUGCUUAACUAUAGCCUCUCUCUCUUAAUGUUGCUGUUUUAUCAAAAUAAUGAACGUGUAUCUAUUAUUAUUAUUGUUAUGAUUCAUUUUAUUGUCUAUUAUCUUGUAUGAGCUUUGUUUAUGUCUCUUUGUAUACAUGUCCAACUUAUAUAUACGUUAAAAUGAUGUGUUUAUUAUUAUUAUUAUUAUUAUUAUUAUUAUUAUUAUUAUUAUCAUUAUUGUACUAUUUUAGUGGCUGCAUUUUUGGCAAUUAAAAAAAAACAUUUAUGAGGAUUAUACAUUUAAA
This is a messenger RNA of Amphimedon queenslandica, 4194 nucleotides long. RefSeq names its product copper-transporting ATPase 1-like. NCBI's taxonomy places the organism in Eukaryota, Metazoa, Porifera, Demospongiae, Haplosclerida, Niphatidae. The transcript has 22 exons. The record is from RefSeq and is a predicted model, not a curated record. Gene Ontology annotation, molecular function: P-type divalent copper transporter activity; ATP binding; ATP hydrolysis activity. Bases 38 to 3916 code for a protein of 1292 amino acids. Gene Ontology annotation, biological process: monoatomic cation transport; copper ion homeostasis. Gene Ontology annotation, cellular component: membrane.